AUGGCAGUCAAGGCGGCGAGUUUGAUUUCAGUUGUGGUCAACAUUUGUCUUCUCUUUAGCCUUUUCGAAGUUGGAGGAGCAUAUUCAGCUAGUGUCAACACAAAGACUUUGAUAGAUUCACCUGUACAAAUUCCGUACAAAAAAUGUUUUGAUGCCAAGACGGACUGGAGUUGGCUAAGAUUAUGGAGCAGUUUAAGUGUGAAAGCGAAGAAUAUUGGCAUAAAUCAAGGCAAGAUUACCCUGGUGUAUGGAGCCAAUAAGACGGAUGUUACAGAUCAGCUGAACAAAGCUAGCGGAAUACUGCCUUCAUUUGUUCCACCAUGGUUGCAGCAAAACGCAAUGAUGAUGUCUGUCUUGCAAAAUCAUUGUGUUGGAAUAAACACAAAGGAUGGGACAACAAAGGCUCAUAUCACUGUCACUGAGGAAUUUGUGAAUGCAAGGUUUUUCCUCUUGACUGUCGUGGGAAUCUUUCUGUUUCUAGCUGCUCCGAGGCUAAGCAUGAGUGUAGUCUUCCACUACUCAACAGGUGUAACUGUUGGGGUUCUAGCAUCCCUCCUGGUUCUUGUCUACAUACUGAGUCGCUUUAUCCCCAGGAAAACAGGCGCUGUCUCUCUUCUAGUUGGUGGCUGGGCUGUUUGUCUUUAUCUUCUCCACUGGGUCUUUGACAAUUUCCUCUCAAUUCAGUACAAGAAGUACCUACUAGGUUACUUUGUGAUUGCGACCGUCAUCAGCUUUGCAGUGUGCUAUUGGUACGGUCCGGUCACCAACAACCGGACAAUGUACCUCAUACAAUUAUUCCUUCAGUUGAUAGGGUUGUUAUGCAUCUAUAACGGAUCGCAGCAUGAAGGGUCGACGAUGGUGAUUAUUGUUGUCAUAGUAAUGUUAAGAUGGAUACCAUCUUGUGGGAGACCAGUCAGGCUGGUUGCUGCUGCACUUGGGUGGCAGCAUCGUCCAGCUAAGAUUAAACUAUUAACGGAGGACGAGUACUAUGAGCAAGGACGGAUAGAGACAACGAA
Messenger RNA from Asterias rubens (European starfish), 1016 nucleotides. Its product is annotated as nuclear envelope integral membrane protein 1-like. Lineage: Eukaryota; Metazoa; Echinodermata; Asteroidea; Forcipulatida; Asteriidae. Gene Ontology annotation, cellular component: nuclear envelope. The record is from RefSeq and is a predicted model, not a curated record.